Mycetomoellerius zeteki is the source of this 2637-nucleotide messenger RNA. RefSeq lists its product as uncharacterized. The coding region runs from base 46 to 2637 and encodes 863 amino acids. The record is from RefSeq and is a predicted model, not a curated record. Lineage: Eukaryota; Metazoa; Arthropoda; Insecta; Hymenoptera; Formicidae. The transcript is spliced from 8 exons.
UAUAUAAAUCUCUUGAGUGUUGCUAUUGAUGAAUUAAAUAAUAUUAUGUCUUUAAAAUGGAACGAAAAUAUUACUCUUGUUUUUUUAAAUGCAUAUCAAAAGCACCCAUGUCUUUGGAAUCCAUAUUAUGUGAAAUAUUAUGAUUGUUUAGCCAAAAAUGAUGCACUCAAGAAUAUAAUUAAAGAACUUAAUAUACCCGAAUUGAAUAUAUCUGAUUGUCUAGAACAGAUUAAAGUGAUAAGAAAAAAAUAUGGACAGGAACAAACAAGAGUUAUCAAAGGAUUUCAAUUAGAUAAAUCAUACAAAUCUCCUUUUGCUUGGUUUCCUAUAAUAACUGAAAUGUUAACAAAGGUGAUUGACGAUGAAAGCAAGUUGCAGAACAGAAUAGGAUCAGUGAAAAUGAUAUCUCCUGUAAAAGAUUGCAUUAUGACAUCAUAUGACAACAACAGCAGAUAUAAAAAUGUAUCUAAUUUUCUUUGUAUGCAAGAUUAUAAGAUGAAAUCAAGAAAAAACAGGAAUUUUGAUAUAUUAGAACACGAAAGCAAAGGGCAGAGUGAUGCACAAUUGCUGCAAUGUCCAUCCUGUGGUUGGGAAGAUGUAAAUCCUAACAAAUUGGAUAUAAAAACUGUGAAAAAAGCUUACGAAAAAAUAAAAUCAUUAAAUAUCACAAUUCCUUGUCCAGAAUAUUCCAAUUUAGCUAAUAAACUUUACGAAGGAUACAAAGCACAUCGAAUAACAGACAAUACGUAUCAAGGAAAAUACGAGAACAUAAUUCCAUGUCCAACCUUUUCUAGUGAAUUACCAAGUUAUACAGGCUAUUCUGCAGACGUAUCGAAAACUAAUUAUAUGUACUAUCCACAAAGCACUUGCAAUUACAUAAAUCAACAGACGAUACCAGCAUCUGUUGCAUCCAAACCAAAAUUUUGUACAAGAAAAACACAAUUGUGUGUGAAAAACAAAAGCGAACAAUUAUUUCCGGAAAGACGAACGAAGCAAGUAGGGACCAAGGAAGUAGCAAUAAAUACUGUGGAACAAUGUGAUAAGGAGAUUCAGAACACUAUUUGUGCAAGUCCAAAUAAUUGUCAAGUUUUUCAAAUAUAUUCUUCGACACAAGAAGUAAAGCCAAUUAAUGUAAAUACUGUGAAAUAUCCUACAAACGAUAUGCGAAAUACGAUUGGUAUAAAAUUAAAGACCGUAGAAGGUUCUAUGCCGAAUUUUAUACCGAUAACUACCGAUGGAAAUUAUUUGCCAUUGAUACAAAGAGAUUUGAAGGAAUUCACAACUAAUAAAUGUCAGAAAGAUACUGGUGAUCAUGAUCAGAAAGAAGCGGAAAAAGCUUAUUUUGCAUUAGAUAACAAGAAACUCGUUGAAAAUGAAGUUUGCACUAAAGAAACCUGCUCCUGUCUUCUCUCUCACAACAUAAUGGAGAUUAUCAAACACAAUUCUGCAGUAACACAAGCUUUACUUCAAUGCUUGGAAAAAGUAAUGCAAGAAAGAACAAACAUUUAUUCUGUUACGUCGCACUUAUCAAAGAUAGAUGUAAACUCUAAUUCUUCCGAGGUGACUGUUUGUGAACAAAUUCUAUGCAAAUUUCUAAAUGAGAAUAUACAUUCUGGCACUAACUCUGCUGCUGAACUAGAAAGCUUAAGUUGUUUAUCGUGUUUGGAAAAAACGGAGAAAGAUAACACCAUAGCAAUGUUUAUUGAAACUUUUUUAGAGCUAAUGAAGCAUGUCUUUGUAACGAGUAACAAGAAUGAUUGGUCAAAGAAACAGAUAUUAAAUAAAUUUUAUUGUAGAUCCAAAUCGGAAGGUACAUGCCCUUCAAAGAAAAACUCUGCUUUGAAUUCGAUUCAAACUCAAGAUACAAAAGAGGAUAUCGAUCAAUUUAUAUCCUCUUAUGCGAACUUGAAAGACGUAGAAGUACUAUAUGAACCCUCCACAUCGAAAAUUAGAGAUUACAGUCUUUCGGAAAAUGAUACUACAUAUGUAGAAACAACGAUAGAUGAACCGUUUGUCAAGGAUAAAAAUGUUACUGCACGUACAGAAAAACAUGAUAUCGGUUUAAAUAUAUCAUUGCCGCAGAUAUUGCUUCGUGAUUCGGAAACUCAGUAUACUCUGAAGCAAUUGCAAGAUACAGGCAUUGUAACCGAUCCCAGUUUUGAGGAAAAAAUAAGUGUGGCCACUCAAAAUCGUGAGCCUAUUUUAAUUCGUGUAAUCAAAUCUAAUAAUAGCGGAGGUGUUCUAAAAUUGGACAAGGAGACAUGUGUCCGUGAUGCCUGUGUUCUGUGGAACGUCGAUAAGUACUCGAAAAACAUGUAUCAGAAGUAUUCAGUUAGAAAAUAUUACGAUGAACUAUUACAUCCUGGCAUUUCUCAUGUACGCGAGAAAGAAGUGAAUUGUGUAGAUUACCGUACAUCUUUGUUACAUACGGUACCAAAUCUCUCGAAUGGGAUUUAUAGAUACUACAAAGGAUGCAGAAGUUCAUUGCCAUGUAAUCAUGAUUGGAUCAAAGCAAAUAUUACAAAUCUUGGAAUAUCAUCGACUCAACGUGUUUCCAAAAUCCCAUUAUAUGCGAGAUCACAUAAAUAUACACAGAGAAGAACUGAUUUGUAUAGAAUGUCACGAUCGUACGUAUAA